CGUCAUCAUCUGCUGGUAACGCGCCGGUGAUUAAUUUAGGCUGUUUUAUUUGUAUUUCUUUUUUAUUAUUAUUAUUUUUUUAAGAAAUACAAAGUGGGCUAUUCUAACACACUGGGAGUUACUUGUUAAGGGAAACAGUAGAUUUCGCCAAAAUGAUGGAGAUCGAGUUACCUAAAGUGCACCCAAGUCAACAGGAUAUGGAUCUGAUUGAUAUCCUGUGGAGGCAGGAUAUAGACCUGGGAGCAGGCAGAGAGGUGUUUGACUUCAGCUACAGGCAGAAGGAGGUGCAGCUGCAGCGGCAGAAGGAGCUGGAGGAGGAGAAGAGACAACAGAUAGUGAGGGAGCAAGAGAAGGCGCUUCUUGCCCAGCUACAGCUCGACGAGGAGACUGGAGAGUUUGUGCCUCGGCCCACGCCUACCAACAAUGCUCUGACGCAGGCUAACACUGCGCCUGCUGAGAUCACACAGAAUGUGGCAUUCACGGAAGAGGAUGGAGACGCAAUGUCAUUUGACGAGUGCAUGCAGCUGCUGGCAGAGACGUUUCCUCUAGUGGAGCCAGCGGAGUCUGCUCCUACUUGUCUGGAUCCCUCCAUUCCUCCUUGCACAGACAGCACCCAUCUCAUGAUGCCUGGAGAAAUACCCAUGCUUACCCAGAAUCCCCUGCUGCCAGGACCCAUGGACCAGACCUGGAUGGAUCUGCAACACUGCCUGAACAUCCAGGAGAUCCUGGAUAUGUCCGGAUACGUAAACACAGCCCAGCCUGCCAAUGUUCAAGAGUCCAACUACAGCCAGUAUCUGCCUAAACUAGGUGAUGUCACCACCGGCACUGCCGAUAUGUGCUCUCCUGACUUCAUGAACACUUACGAUGGGGCUUUUAGCAACGUUAAUCAGAUCAGCCUGAAGACCCCUGACAUAAACGAAAGCUUUGGACCAGACGAAUUCUGCGACAUGUUCUACCCUGAUCUGGAGGCUAAAGUGAACAGUGCAUCUCUUCCUUGUGAAGGGGGAAACACAGAUGGACAGCUAGACGAGCUCCCAAAUGCUCCUUUGCUGAAACCCAUGGACCUGCACAGCCUGUCUCCUGGAAACUUCAGCAUAGAAAAAACCGAAGACAUGGCUGAAUUCCCAGAUUCAGAUUCCGGUUUGUCCCUCGAUGCCAGUCCGAAAACAAGCUCUCCCGGAAAGUCCCUGCACGGCGAUGGCUCUGUUGGAUUCAGUGACUCAGACAUGGAUGAGAUGGAGAGUGGUCCUGGGAGUAUGGAAUCUGAUUAUGCUGAGAUGUUUCCCCUGCUGUUCCAGAGUGACAGCCCUCAACAGUCACUUCCUGAGAAAUCCGGCAUAACUCUGGCGCAGGAGGACACUGUUAAACAACCAAAGACGGAGCAGGCAGAGGCGAGUGGAUACUCCAAACAACCCUUCACCAAAGACAAGCAGAAAAAGCGCUUGGAGGCACGGCUCUCGCGAGACGAGGAGAGAGCAAGAGCCUUGCAGAUCCCAUUUGCCGUGGACCUGAUCAUCAACCUGCCAGUGGACGACUUUAACGAGAUGAUGGCCAAGCACCAGUUGAAUGAGGCACAGCUCGCACUCGUGCGUGACAUUCGCCGGCGUGGCAAGAACAAGGUAGCAGCGCAAAACUGCCGCAAGCGCAAGAUGGAGAAUAUCAUGGGCCUGGAGUAUGAGCUGGACUCGCUCAAGGAGGAGAAGGAGCGUCUGAUGAAGGAAAAGAGCAAAAACAACAGCAGUCUAAGGGAGAUGAAGCGGCAGCUCAACUCACUGUAUCUGGAGGUGUUCAGCAUGCUGAAGGAUGAGCAGGGAAAGCCCUACUCCCCUAACGACUACUCCCUUCAGCAGACUUCAGACGGCAGUGUCUUCCUUGUCCCUCGCAUUAAAAAGACUCUCGUUAAGAGCAACUAGCACUUUUUUCUGCUUCUUCUCUUUCUUGGUACUACAUAAUUCUGUAGCUAAGUACUAUGCAAAAGAAGAAAAAAAAAAAAAAACUUUAUAGGCAUUUUUGCUUAAUCUUUAGCAGUACAGAUGGCAGAACUAUUAUAUAGUUUUUGCUUAUUCUACUUUCUUAAUAUUCUUAAUAUCUCCUAUAUUUUGUACUUCUUUAUAUUUUAUCUGAGAAUGUUUUAUCUUAAUGGUUUGUACAUACAUUUAUACUUUAUUUGCUAUUGAAAUAUCAAAAAACAUACUGUAUUGUACUGUUUUAGAAUGCUACUAAUUGUGUUGCGAUCACUGGCACUCAAAAAAGUCUGUUUUUAUAUCUUAAUUUAAAAUUCUAUUGCAAUGUUAUCUCUUGACUUAGGGCUUUAUAAAAAAAAUAAACCUUUCAUUUAAUUUUA
Molecule: messenger RNA, 2344 nt
Organism: Pangasianodon hypophthalmus (striped catfish)
Lineage: Eukaryota; Metazoa; Chordata; Actinopteri; Siluriformes; Pangasiidae
Gene: nfe2l2a
Product: nfe2 like bZIP transcription factor 2a
Exons: 5
Coding region: 153-1913 (586 amino acids)
Biological process (GO): regulation of transcription by RNA polymerase II; cellular response to oxidative stress
Cellular component (GO): nucleus
Molecular function (GO): DNA-binding transcription factor activity, RNA polymerase II-specific; RNA polymerase II cis-regulatory region sequence-specific DNA binding
Source: RefSeq, a predicted model, not a curated record